CACCGAGACGGGGGGAAAGACUGAAUAAAAGGAAGCCGUGCCAGAGCGCCUGUAACGACCGCAAAAAACCCCGCGGAGGAGUCGACAGCCGCCGCCGCUGGAUCUCUAGCCGGUGUUCGUGGCGGUUCCCGGCGGCUCCGGCUGUGGAUUCACUGCGUUUUGGCGCCGCGGCGGACGGAGCGGAUCAGGCCAUGGCCCUAACAUAUUGAGUAGCUCGUCGGCGGCGGCGGUGGUGCUGGUGGUGGUGGAGGUGGAGGAGGGGGGGAGGAGGCGGAGGAGAAGGAGAAGGAAGGCGCACCGAGGAGACAAUUCACGGGGAAAAUGGAGGAUUAUUCUCAGCGUGGCACCGACAGCGCGUCUCGGCUGGAUUAUUAAGACGCAGCUCGGCGGCGCGUCCAGGCGAGGUCGUGUCGCCUGGUAGGAGGGUAGGAGGGUAGGUAGGUAGGUAGGUAGCUGCCCCCCUCCAGCUCGACCUUUCUGGGCUGUUUUUUUUUCUUUUCCUUCCUUCUUGUUUUGACAUACAUGUGGGAUUGUUCUCGCUCCGCUCCGUGAGCUUUGGAAACAAGAAACUGUUGGAUUACGCGAACAUGGAUUUUAACGGCGGCAGCGGCGGCGGCGGCGGCGGCGGCAACGAGCUGCACAACAACCAGUUCUAUCAGUGCGAGGAGAGCAAGCCGCUGCUGGGGGAGAUGUCGGAGGGCAACAACAACACGAAGCUGGGCGCGGGGCCGUGCAAGAGGAGCCUGCACCACUGCAGCAGCAGCGGGAUGCGCUACAAGCUGCUGCACGAGGGCGACAUCCAGGUGUGCGUGGUCAAGCACCCGCGCACCUUCCUCAGCAAGAUCCUCACCUCCAAGUUCCUGCGGAGAUGGGAGCCGCACCACCUGACGCUCACCGACAGCAGCCUGACCUCCGCCACCCCCACCGGCUACAUGGAGGCGUCGCUGUCCUACAGCUCCAUAGAGGACCUGCAGCUGCUGUCCUGGGACAACGCCCCCAAGUACUGCGUCCAGCUCAGCUUCCCUGGAGGCACCGUCCUGCUGCAGGCUGCCAACAGCUACUUGAGGGACCAGUGGUUUCACUCCCUGCAGUGGAAGAAAAAGAUCUACAAGUACCGUAAGGUCCUGAACAACCCGAGUCGCUGGGACGUGGUGCUGAAGGAGAUCCGGGCGCUGGUGGACAUGGCUCUGACCUCCCCGCUGCAGGACGAGUCCAUCCACCAGGCGCCGCUGCACAUCAUCUCCACCCUGCUGGCCGAGAACUCUAAUCUGAGCACUCAGGAUCAUGAGAACAUCAUCGUGGCCAUCGCUCCUCUCCUGGAAAACAACCACCCACCACCUGACCUGUGCGAGUUCUUCUGUAAGCACUGCCGGGAGCGGCCGCGGUCCAUGGUGGUGAUCGAAGUGUUCACUCCCGUGGUCCAGAGAAUCCUCAAACACAACAUGGACUUUGGGAAGUGUCCUCGGCUGCGCCUCUUCACUCAGGAGUACAUCCUGGCUCUGAACGAGCUCAACGGCGGCAUGGAGGUGGUCAAGAAGUUUGUCCACAGCAUGCAUGGACCGACGGGCCAGUGUCCUCACCCUCGAGUCCUGCCAAACCUGGUGGCCGUGUGUUUGGCUGCCAUUUACUCCUGCUACGAGGAGUUCAUCAACAGUCGGGACAACUCUCCCAGCCUGAAGGAGAUCAGGAACGGCUGCCAGCAGCAGAACGACCGCAAGCCUCCGAUGCCGCUGCGCCUGCUGCGCCCCGAGCCUCCGACGCCGCCGCCCGCCACCCUGCUGCCGCUGUCGGCCGCCCCCAGCCCCGCUCAGCCGCCGCCCUCCAACCCCCCGAACCCGGCCGCCGCCCCGUCCAUCCCCAUCUCCUCCCCGACGCCCUCCCUGCCGCUCUCCCCUCCGCCCUCCGUCGUCAACUCCAGCGAGAUCCUGGUGGAGCUCGAGCGCAACAACAACUCGGCCAACGCCAAGAGGAAGGGCGGCCCGGCGGGCGGCGACAGCGAGCCCAACCUCAUCGACUGUCUGCUGGUCAGCCCCGCCGUCAACACGCUGUCCAUCCAGCUGCCGGCGCAGGCCGACCGAGUGCUGGGCUGCUUCGCCCUCAUCCUCAAGAUGCUGUCGGACUUCGACGACUGGAGACCCGCUCUGGCCAGUCUGCUGCAGCCCAUCCCUUUCCCUAAAGAAGCUCUCGCACAUGCCAAAUUCACAAAGGAACUGAAAUACGUUAUCCAGAGGUUUGCGGAGGAUCCGAGGCAGGAGGUGCACUCCUGCCUGCUCAGUGUGCGUUCAGGUAAAGACGGCUGGUUCCAGCUCUACAGUCCAGGGGGCGUGGCCUGCGACGACGACGGCGAGCUGUUUGCCAGCAUGGUUCACAUCCUGAUGGGCUCCUGCUACAAGACCAAGAAGUUCCUGCUGUCUCUGGCUGAGAACAAGCUGGGCCCCUGCAUGCUGCUGGCCCUGAGAGGAAACCAGACCAUGGUGGAGAUCCUGUGUCUGAUGCUGGAGUACAACAUCAUCGAGAACAAAGACACCCAGCUGCAGAUCAUCUCCACCCUGGAGAGCACCCAGGUGGGCCUCCGCAUGUACGAGCAGCUCUGCGACCGACAGCGAGAGCUCAAAGAACUGCAAAGAAAAGGAGGCCCGACACGACUCACUCUGCCCUCCAAGUCCACGGAUGCGGACCUGGCCCGCCUGCUGAGCUCAGGUUCUUUCGGGAACCUGGAGAACCUGAGCCUGGCCUUCACCAACGUCACCAGUGCCUGUGCUGAGCAGCUCAUCAAGCUGCCUUCACUCAAACAGCUCAACCUCUGGUCCACACAGUUUGGAGACGCAGGACUGAGGUUGUUAUCUGAGCAUCUGGCCUGUCUGCAGGUCCUGAACCUGUGUGAGACUCCCGUCACUGAUGCUGGUCUGCUGGCUCUCAGUUCCAUGAAGAGUCUGUGCAGUCUGAACAUGAACAGCACCAAGCUCACCGCCGACACAUACGAGGACCUCAAGGCCAAACUGCCCAACCUGAAGGACGUGGACGUUCGGUACACGGAGGCCUGGUGAUCGACCGUCCUCCCUCCCAUCUUCACACAUGGCCAGACACACACACUGCACACACACACACACACACACACACACACACACACACACAACACGACAACCAUCUCCACCGACGCCAUCAUUAAACCAGGAGGACGUCUGAGGAGCCUUCGUCGGCCUCGUCCGAGUCGCUUCGUGGACCUCGCCGCUCCCCGUACUCGGACCUCGUUUUUACCGAGAACGCCGGCGGACGUUAAGGACGCUCGUCUCUCUGUCUCUGUCCUCUGCCCCGUCUCUUUUCAUACAUCAGUUUCCCGUCCCUUCAGCAGCAGCUCACAUUCCGGUUCUCCUCCGAUCCGACCCACGAUGUAGCUCUCCCGAGUCGAACUGUUAAAAAGUCGCCGCUCUCUCUAUCUGCCGUCAGAUUCGAGUCUGUCAUUGGGAAACAUGAGGUGCUACCUCAGAGAAAAGAAGACUGUGCCUACUCCUCAUAUACCACACACACACACACACACACACACACACACACACACACACACACACACACACACAAAAAAAAAAAAAAAAACAAAAAAAAAAAAAAAACGGUUUUUAUCAACUUGAAUUAACAUAUUUUUCCAGACAUCUGUGCUUUCAUAUAUUGUGUGUUUCUAUAUAUAUAAAUGAAGAAAACAAACCCCAGUGAUGACAUUUUAGGAGCUCUGCAGGAAAGUUCAACGGCAACAUUGGUUCCCUUUUCGUUUGCUUUCAGUGUACAUACUGACGACCUCCCCGUACUAUUUAAUAGGACAGUUGUGUAGCAGUAGCUUGGUGGUCUGGGACUGCCUCAUAUUUAUAAGUUGUGUCUCCAAAGCCUCCCGGAUUUUGUCCCCGAGUCCUUUUGUUUUCGUCGAGGGCGGCCACUCGUGGAUCUCUCUGAGCAGAGUGGACCUGUAAACGCAGACGCAUCACCAGCUGAGAGUUGUAUAUUUUCAUAUCCUCCGCUAUUUUUCUGGUUUGGGACGACGUUUGAAACAAAGGAAAGGACACCUGCCAAACAUCUUCACCGUUUCCUUUCAGCCCCCGCCUGUGGACAAACACUGUUUGGUCCCGUGUCUGAGGUCCGAGUGAAGGGUCGCAGUGCCUCUAGUGGACGAGCUGCUUCUUUCUACCUGUCGCACCACCUGUUUUGAAUCGUCCUGCUGUAUUUAUAUGACGCCAUAACACAUGGGUGACGUUUCCAGGCCUCAUCGCAGGAUGGGACUGAAUUAUUGUACAUAAUCACAAUAAGGGACAUUGGAAGCCUUUGAUUUGCCCGCCUACAUUCCCUCGAAAUGUUGCCUGUUUCUUGUGUUUCAUACGAUGUGGUAACUGCCCUGACACACUGCAUCUCUGUCCAACGUGUGGUCCGGGUGGAUUGUCUUUAAAGAAAAAAAAAA
Molecule: messenger RNA, 4441 nt
Organism: Stegastes partitus (bicolor damselfish)
Lineage: Eukaryota; Metazoa; Chordata; Actinopteri; Pomacentridae
Gene: cmip
Product: c-Maf inducing protein
Exons: 21
Coding region: 588-3047 (819 amino acids)
Cellular component (GO): cytosol; nucleoplasm
Source: RefSeq, a predicted model, not a curated record